Messenger RNA from Vicia villosa (hairy vetch), 1743 nucleotides. RefSeq names its product putative transferase At4g12130, mitochondrial. Gene Ontology annotation, cellular component: mitochondrial matrix. The record is from RefSeq and is a predicted model, not a curated record. NCBI's taxonomy places the organism in Eukaryota, Viridiplantae, Streptophyta, Magnoliopsida, Fabales, Fabaceae. Bases 230 to 1426 code for a protein of 398 amino acids. The transcript is spliced from 5 exons. Gene Ontology annotation, molecular function: protein binding.
GCACACAACACAAGUGUCACGGAGCUGGGUAAACUAGCAAAGAGUAGAUGUGUGGAUUUCUCUCAGAACUUUCAUCGAACACCUAUCGAUCUCUAACCAAACGUGUCAAUCUACCAACUAACCACGUCGUCUUCAUCUCUUUCGUAAAUUCCUAAACCCAAAAUAUCAACAUCUUCUUCUUCUCGUCGUCCUCAUUCUUCUCAGAAUCCCAAAAAAAAAAGGAAUAACCAUGAAUCGUGUAUUAUCGUUUUCCAAACACUAUCACAGAGCAAUUCACCACCGUUGCGAAACCCAGCUCCAAACCGCAGGUCCCGUUGCCUCUCUCAUAAAAUCCCGCUCCGUCAUCCGAUUCCGAGGACCCGACACCAUCAAAUUCCUUCAGGGACUAUUGACCAACGAUGUACGCAAGUUUGGCGAACCUAUUGGCGAUAAAACCGCGAAUUUGCCUACACCCAAUGUUCCCGCCACCUCGGUUCCCCCUAUCUAUGCUGCGUUGUUAACCCCUCAAGGGAGAUUCCUCUAUGACCUCUUUCUCUAUAAACCGCCAAGCUCCGAUACUAAGCUUAAUAGGACGGGGACUGGACCUGCCUCCGAACCUGAUGAACCGUUUGAAUUGUUUGCUGAUGUUGAUGCUUCUGUUUUGGAUGAACUGUUGACAACCUUUACUAAAUACCGGUUGAGGUCGAAGGUUGAGAUUGAUAAUGUUGCUGGCGAAUUCUCGUGUUGGCAGCGUUAUGGUUCUGGGCCUCCUGAGAAGUCCUCGGAUGUAGAAGAACCAGAAGCAUCCUCGGUUGGGUGGGGUGCUGGUGAGGAUGGUGCUGCAAUGUCUUCUUCUCGUGGGGGUAAUCUUGGCUGGCAAUGGUUUAAGGAUCCCAGAUUGGCCUGUCUUGGUUUCAGAGGGAUCUUCCCAUCAAAUAUCAUUCCGCCUCUAAUUGAAGCUGACAAAGAGACUGAUGAACAGAAUUAUCUUAUGUGGAGAAUAGAGAAGGGAGUAGCAGAAGGAUCAACCGAGAUUCCAAAAGGUGAAGCAAUGCCGCUUGAGUAUAAUCUUGUAGGUCUUAAUGCAAUCAGCUUUGAUAAAGGUUGCUAUGUGGGACAAGAACUCAUAGCUCGUACGCACCAUAGAGGGGUGAUUCGGAAGCGUAUAGUUCCUCUAAGGUUUCAAGAUAAUGAUGGGAACGAAGUUGUAAACAAAGUCAUUCCUGGCUCAGAAGUAAUAAACACAGCAUCUGGUAAGAAAGCUGGUUUAGUGACUACCGCCAUGGGAUGUCACGGGUUGGGACUCUUGCGGUUAGAAGAAGCUUUCAAGGGAUCCGCUGCCUUGUCCAUUCAAGGACAAGAGGGCGUGAAGGUUGUCGCAAGUAAACCAGAUUGGUGGCCUUCUGAUUGGGUUCAAGAUAUUCAACAGCACACUGCUGUUGCAUAGGGUGCUCAAUGUCAUUCAAAAGACAAGUAUCUGAAAAUUUUGCUGGAUAGGGAAACUGUGACGGCAGCAGUUGUGGAUUUUCUUGCUGAGCGGGUUAUGAAAAUGACAGUUUGUCAUAUUCCUCCUUAGAAAUCUUAAUGUAGAUCAGUUUUGUUUUCUAACUUUGUACAAAACCCAGCAUUGCUGUCUCAGUUCAUUUUGCUUGAUGAGUAGUAUAAGCUGGAAAAAUAUGAUCAGUGUAAACCUAAUGUCACGGGAGACCUUCUGUACCAAAUGAUAAAAUUAUGAAUAAUGAAAGGCUAGAAAGUUGCUACGAA